This is a messenger RNA of Oncorhynchus gorbuscha (pink salmon), 5888 nucleotides long. Its product is annotated as phosphatidylinositol 4,5-bisphosphate 3-kinase catalytic subunit gamma isoform-like. Lineage: Eukaryota; Metazoa; Chordata; Actinopteri; Salmoniformes; Salmonidae. The transcript has 18 exons. Gene Ontology annotation, biological process: phosphatidylinositol 3-kinase/protein kinase B signal transduction; cell migration; phosphatidylinositol-3-phosphate biosynthetic process. Bases 197 to 3577 code for a protein of 1126 amino acids. Gene Ontology annotation, cellular component: phosphatidylinositol 3-kinase complex, class IA; phosphatidylinositol 3-kinase complex, class IB; cytoplasm. The record is from RefSeq and is a predicted model, not a curated record. Gene Ontology annotation, molecular function: 1-phosphatidylinositol-4-phosphate 3-kinase activity; 1-phosphatidylinositol-3-kinase activity.
GCAUGGGACUCCGCUUCACACAUCACGGGGAGGGGUGAAUGGAAUAGCAGACAGAAAGUUUUAGUACCACGGACUUAACAUGAACUAAGGAGAAACUGGGACCAUUCUACAAAUAUUUACAAAUGCCUAGUGACCCACCGUGUCAUAUUUCUGCUGGCGUGAGUGUGUUUAGGCCUACCGAGCGAUAACUCGUGUUAUGGAACAGCAAGUGAGUGAUGAAGAAGAACCUCAACCUGUCGUCCUUAGAGAAGAGAACCGGAGGAGGAGAAGAAAGAUGAAAGCCUUCACCUCCACCCUCUCCGUGGCCAUGGAUCAGAUAGCCGUCGAGUUCGUCCUCCCCACCACCACUAAGAGUAGCCGCAGCCCGGACACCUUGCUCCUGGAGGUGGCUGGGAACUGGACGGUGGAGCAGGUGAAAGCCCAGGUGUGGCUGAGGGUAGUAGCCACCAACCUGUGCCCCGAGUUCUACCAGAAGUACUCCCCUGACCACUGCAUCCUGCUCUACCAGAAGAAGGGCAACUGGUGUGAGAUCUACGAUAAGCACCAGGUGUUUCAGACCCUGGACUGCAUCCGCUACUGGAAAGCUCUAAAGAAAGAUGUGGGGAAGAUCCACUUGACGUGCCGGCCUCAGCCCUCUGAGGAGUCCACACAGUACCAGAGGUAUCUCAACUACCUGAUUGGCUACGACGUCACCGACGUCAGCAACGUACACGAUGACGAGCUGGAGUUCACCAGGAGGAAGCUCCUCACACCCCGCAAGAUAGAGCUGGCCGACCGGGACCCCAAACUCUACUCAAUGGACCCUUGGAUCACAUCCAAGCACCUCCCAGAGUACCUGCUCACCAAGGUGACCAACAGCCACAUCCUGCUGGUCAUUCACAGGAACAAGGCCAGCCAGACCAUCAAGGUGUCCAUCGACGACACGCCCGUCCAGGUGCUCCAGACCUUCUUUACGAAGAUCUCCAAUAAGAGGGCUCUGCUGGGAGUUCCUGAGGAUGUGUGUGAGGCAGACUAUGUCCUGAGAGUGUGUGGCAGGGAAGAGUAUAUCUAUGGGAACCACCCGGUCAGGGACUUCCACUGGGUCCGACAGUGUCUGAAGAACGGGGAGGAGAUCCAUCUGGUCCUGGAGUCGGCUCCUAAUCCAGGUCAAGACCUGGUCCAGAAAGAGGACUGGGCACAGGUGGAUGACUGUACUGGAGUGGCAGGCACCCAUGAGCAGCUGACGAUCGACGAGAAAGACCACGAGCGGGUCUUCACAAUCUCUCUGUGGGACUGUCACAGGAAGUUCAGGGUUAAAGUCCUGGGCAUAGACAUCCCGGCCCUGCCGAGGAACCCUGAGCUGAUCGUGUAUGUGGAGGCCAGUAUCUUCCAUGGCCAGCAGCUCCUGGCUCAGGAGAGGACCUCCUCCAAGGCUUUCACUGAGGAGGUGCUGUGGAACACCUGGCUGGAGUUUAAUAUACGCAUCAGAGACCUGCCCAAGGGGGCUCGCCUCAGCCUACAGGUGUCCUGUGGGAAGGCCCAGACCCAGACUUCUAAGGGCACCUCCUACCAGGACAACGGAGGAUCCCCAGUUGGAAGUGGCAGCGGCAGCCAUGAUUGUAAUAAGACUAAGAGUCGUCUGCUGUAUUACGUCAACCUGCUGCUGGUGGACCACCGCUCGCUGCUGCGCCAGGGAGAGUUCAUCCUCCACAUGUGGAAGAUGCCUGAGAAGACCGAGGACAACAGCAGCGUCAAUGCAGACAAGCUGACCUCAGCCACCAACCCAGACAAGGCCUCCUCCCUGGCCGUAGCCAUCCUGCUGGACAAGUACUGCUACCCAGUGGCCCUGCCCAAGAGCAGGGAGGGCAAGGAGGCCGGGGGGGAGGGUCGGGAGGCCGAGGGAGGGGAGAGGGGGCAAAGGGAGAUGCCUAACCACCUGAGGAAGCAGUUUGAGGCAAUUGUUGAGACCGAUCCACUGCACCCUCUCAGCCAAGAAGACAAAGAGCUGCUGUGGCACUUCAGAGAGGAGUGUAUGCGUCACCCCAGGGCAUACCCCAAGCUGCUGGGCUCUGUGCGGUGGGGUAGACAGGAGGCUGUCCUGGCCACCCAUAGGCUGUUGGAGAGGAGCUCUGUGUGGGACCGUAGUGUGCUGGAUGUGGGCCUGGCCAUGCAGCUGUUAGACUGCCACUACUCUGACGCUCACGUCCGCUCCAUGGCCGUACGCAAGCUAGAGACCCUGGGGGACGACGACGUCCUGAGGUACCUGCUGCAGCUGGUCCAGGCUGUGAAGUUUGAGCCGUACCAUGACAGUGCCCUGGCCAGGUUCCUGUUGAAGAGAGCUCUCAGGAGUAAGAGGAUAGGUCAUUUCCUUUUCUGGUUCCUGAGGAGUGAGAUCGCCCAGUCCAUGCAUUACCAGCAGAGGUACGCUGUGCUGCUGGAAGCCUACCUCCGAGGCUGUGGAGAGGACAUGCUGCAGGACUUCAGACGCCAGGUGGAGAUGACAGAAGCCCUGCAGAAAGUCACCAGGGAGAUCAAGGCCAUGUCUGCUGAGAAAUAUGAUGUUUCUGCACAAGUUGUGUUCCAGCUGCGUCAGAAGCUGGAGAACCUGCAGACGUCUGGGCUGCCAGAGAGCUUCAGAGUGCCCUAUGACCCGGGUCUACGGGCUGGUGCUCUGGUGAUAGAGCAGUGUAAGGUGAUGGCCUCUAAGAAGAGACCGCUGUGGCUGCAAUUUAAGAGGGCUGACCCCACCACGCUGUCCAGUGACACCAUCGGGGUCAUCUUUAAGGACGGGGAUGACCUCAGGCAGGACAUGCUCAUUCUACAGAUUCUGCUGAUCAUGGAGUCCAUAUGGGAGGAAGAGUCUUUGGACUUGUCCUUACUGCCCUACGGUUGUAUCUCUACUGGGAAUAAAAUAGGGAUGAUUGAGAUAGUGAAAGAUGCCACCACUAUUGCCAACAUCCAGCAGAGCGUUGUGGGAAGCACAGGAGCGUUCAAGGACGAGAUCCUCAACCAAUGGCUGCGGGACAAGUGUGUGAGCGAGGAAAAGUUCCAGCAGGCGGUGGAGAGGUUUGUGUUCUCCUGUGGAGGGUACUGUGUGGCCACCUACGUGCUGGGGGUAGGAGACAGACACAACGACAACAUCAUGAUCACUGAAUCUGGUAACCUGUUCCACAUUGACUUUGGCCACAUACUGGGGAACUAUAAGAGUUUCCUGGGUAUCAGUAAGGAGAGGGUUCCCUUCGUCCUCACCCCUGACUUCCUCUAUGUCAUGGGCACAUCAGGGAAGAAGAGCAGCCCACAUUUCCAGAAGUUCCAGGAUGUGUGUGUGCGGGCCUACCUGGCUCUGAGGCAUCACACCAACCUCCUCGUCAUCCUGUUCUCCAUGAUGCUGAUGACGGGCAUGCCUCAGCUCACCAGCAAAGAAGACAUCGAGUACAUCCGCGAAGCGCUGACUGUGGGCCGGCCGGAGGAGGAGGCACAACGCCACCUGCUGGACCAAAUAGAGAUCUGCAGGGACAAGGGUUGGACCGUGCAGUUCAACUGGUUCCUACACCUGGUGCUGGGCAUCAAGCAGGGGGUGGAUAAACGCUCAGCCUAGGGUGCUCCCCUUAUGGUGUCAAUGGCUUAGUGGGCUGGCAACACCAGAGGGGUGGGUUCAAAUCCCACAUGGGCCACAUAUGUGAUAAUUGUAAGCCACUUUAGGUAAAGAUUACUAUGUUGAUUGGACUCCCAAAUAAGGAGAGAGGGAGAUAUAGUCAGAGACCAAAGUCUGGAUCUAAAAGUUUGUCAACCCUUCCUCAAUGAUGUAACCAGUUGUUCUGAUGCAUUGCCCAUUGACUGUACCAUGGACUGUAUACAGUAAGAGUCUUAUUUUUGCACUUUCAAGAUCAAAGCCUGAUCUUACCAUAUGUUUAUGAGUUCUACAUAAAUAUUGACCCCUGUUCCUCUGCUAAUGCACUGCAUCUGAUUGUAUCAUCUGUUAAUAUAACAUCCGACUUGCAUGACUGAUGGUGGCAAUACCAUAAUAAACCUAAUCAUAGAGAAAUAUAGUUAUAUAUUAUGUCUCAUCGCUAGAGGUCGACAUGCAGAUGUUAAACUGAGUGACUCACCAACCUCGUCAGAGGAAGAGGUCUCUAGGAAACCAAAGGAAGCUUUUCCACACCCGGGAUGGUGGUGGAGUGUGUGAGGAGACAGCUCGGUGACAGGAGAUGGCUCCCAGACCUUCGUCCUGCUGCUCGCCUCAUUGCUACGGGAGAUACAGAAACACACCCGAAAAUCCCCCGGGAAGGUGCCAAGCGUUUGGCUGAAGCUCUGCUGGCCUUUGGAUUGGACGAGCUCAGUAAUGUUAUCACUGUUGGAGUGGCUCCACCUGGCUCCUCCCGUUCAGACACACACACCCCAGGACAGACAGAUACACCCACUCUGUGUCGCCUACUCAGUGCUUUCCUUCACACCCGGAUCAGCCCUACUCAUGCAGAAAUCAUCAGCCAACUGAACUGUGAGCUGCUCUCCCAUUGGAGUUGCCAUGGCGACUUCGUAAAUGAACACUUCCCUGCUCUGCACACAACAGUAGCAGGCUUCCUAUUGGCUGUUCCAGUCUGCUGGAGGUCAUACAUGCAGAUUUCUCUACACCCCUCCCAUUCUGCCACCAUGGACCAAUCGGGGCCCUUGCGGUGACAGAACACCUGGAACCCAGCCUACAGAUUGGUGGAACUGUAUUGGAGCUGGGUGGGGCUAAUGUAGGGAUAGAAAGUGUGUGUGUGAGAUCAGGGUGGGGGUUAGACAGUGUGUGUGUCACCCUACAGCAUGUAGGAGUGUCUCUGCUCCUCUCAUCAGUCAGACAGUCGGAGGCCUUCCUGGCUGCAGUGGGGAGGUACGCUGUGUGUGUGUUAGAGUGUGUGUGAAGACGACCUUACCUUGUUCUCUGUGCUCAGUGGAACCCAGCCUGUCUCAGACUGGGCCGUGAUUGGACAGGAACAUGUUGCUACGGUGACCUUCUGCUGGUGCUGGGAGCUCACAGGUUCGUCAAUGUGGGGUUUCCUAAGGCAGAGGACAGGGGCAGACCCCACAGUCUGGUUGUGUGUGGACAGACAGAGGGCCAGGCGGAACAGAGUGUAUGUGCUGUACGAGAUGCUCUACACAUGCUGCAUACUACUACCUGGGUGCCCAAACACAGGACUAGAGCUACAGAAAGAACCACUUACACACACACAGACAUGAUGGAGCCUUGUAGUGUAAUUUCCGUGGGCAGGACUUUUGACUUCCUGUUACGCCACACCCUCCGUCAAACAAAGACACGCACACUCCGUCAAACACAGACACGCACACUCCGUCAAACACAGACACGCACACUCCGUCACACUUGGACACCCCUGCCGCCUCGGGGAUGUUAGCAGAGGCCCUACUGAGUGUGCCCAGACAGAUCUACUCCCACAAUCCUCGGCGCUACCUUGAGGCUCUCGCACACACUCUCAGCUGCAUACGUAACCAUGGUAACUCUCCGGACCCGCUGGAGACAGUGCUGUUCUGGUAGUGGAUGGUUCUAAUAUGGUCCAGGCUGACACUAUGUCAAGGUCUAUGUCUGGGUCAGGGGUAAAGGAGGUGACAGUUUGGUCAAGCUCUGGCUCUAGUUCAGGUGUGGAGUCAGUGUCCUGUAUGUAUCAUCUGAUCCUGGCUGUUCUACAGUGUCUCAGGAGUCUAGUGUCUGUGGACACUGUACUACACGCUAAUACCUCACACACCUGUCAGAGAGAAGAGGAGGAGGGUGACGACUGAGAACUCAUACUUGAUUUUAUUUCAUUGUACAUCCAAAAGUUUUGUAUUCAAUUCUUGAAAAAGUAAACUCCUGGUGUAGUAUGUCUUUUCAUAUGAAUUUCUAUGUUAAUAAAUCCAAUUUGAUUAAAUGGUUA